UCCCCUCCUUAUUCUCUUUCCUCCCCCUCUGUAUCUCUCUCAAACACGGUUCAACAAAACAUAAACCAGACAUAUAUUUUCAUCUCCAAACAUUGAUAUUUUCAUCAGGGCAGAAAGUGAUUUUGAUUUUUUCCUCCAGACAGAAAGUGAUUUUGACUUUAAUUUCUCCAUUAUAUAUAAUCUGCUAGUCUCACUGCUACAUAUAUACAACACUCCAUACAUAUAUAUAUGGAAAAACAAAUUCUUGAUUAUGUGUUGGUACCAUCAGGUCUUCUUGUGAUGGUGGCUUACCAUAUCUGGCUCCUGUAUCAGAUCAUCAAACACCCCACGAGGACUGUCAUAGGCAUCAACGACAUCAACCGCCGAUUCUGGGUUCGUGCUAUGAUGGAGGAUGCGUCAAGGAAUGGGAUUCUAGCAGUUCAGACACUGAGAAACAACAUAAUGGCAUCGACUCUCUUGGCGUCGACGGCGAUCAUGCUCAGCUCACUCAUCGCCGUCCUGAUGACCAACAGCGGUGGCUACCGGUCGGCCGGGUUUGCGUUCGGGGACGGGAGCCAACUGGGGUAUUCAAUAAAGUACUUCUCCAUAUUAGUGUGCUUCUUGGUGGCAUUCUUGUUUGAUGUGCAGUCCAUAAGGUACUACAGUCAUGCCAGUAUACUAAUCAAUGUACCAUUCAAGAAGAUGAGCCCAGAACAGAGUCAGCUUUCAAGUCAUCAUUUGACGGCAGAGUAUGUGGGGAGGACAGUGAACAGAGGGAGCUAUUUCUGGUCAUUAGGGUUGAGGGCAUACUACUUUUCUUUCCCGCUGUUUUUGUGGAUCUUUGGACCUAUUCCAAUGUUCUUGUGUUGCUUUGUCCUGGUCUUCAUGCUAUAUUUUCUUGAUGUUACCCUUGAUUCUGGCUGGGUUGUUGGUGAUUCUGAAGAGGAGGGCAGGGACGGAAGACGUAGAAAUAUUGACCAUUAGGGUUGAGGGCAUACUACUUUUCUUUCCCGCCAUUAGUAUAGCACCCGUGCUGUACUGUGAUGAGCGGUUAUAAUCAUUUCACAUGGUAGUCUAUGAAACGAUAUGAACCAUAUUGUUUUGAACAGUGAAUUGGUACUACGUGAAAUGAUAAGAUCGUUCAAAACAGUGCAACACGUGUGUCGUAAAAUAACGAUCAUUUCAACUGUCAUUAAAUCGUUGCUUGUAGUUGUUUGUCAUUUGAAAGUAGCAAUGUAACGUAGAUGGCAUACGGAGAGCAAUUUGGAUUCAACUCAAGUUGAAUUGAAUAGCUCAUUUACUCUGCCGUCCUAGAAUCUGUCACUUUGUUUUUGUUGUCUCCAUAAUAUAGAAAUUAGUAUUUUUAAUGACUUGAAUCUAUUUUUAGGAAAUGUAAAAUGGGCUAUACUAAUAGGCUCGGUGGUGUAAUUUUCACCCUCU
Molecule: messenger RNA, 1419 nt
Organism: Cornus florida
Lineage: Eukaryota; Viridiplantae; Streptophyta; Magnoliopsida; Cornales; Cornaceae
Exons: 2
Coding region: 229-963 (244 amino acids)
Source: RefSeq, a predicted model, not a curated record